Messenger RNA from Clupea harengus (Atlantic herring), 3733 nucleotides. RefSeq lists its product as uncharacterized. The record is from RefSeq and is a predicted model, not a curated record. Lineage: Eukaryota; Metazoa; Chordata; Actinopteri; Clupeiformes; Clupeidae.
AUAGGCAAGAUAGGUUUCGUCGCGUUGCAAAUUCCAGCUGUGCUAACAUGGAAAAUUCGUCGUUCCUCUGGAUGUGUAACAUGUAACAUGGUUGUAUUAUAUUCGCUUAAAAAUGCUAUUUUUUUUUUUUCAAAACAUGCGCUUUACAUUUUUUUUUAUUCGAACUUUUCAGCGAGCGGAAUAGGAAACAACUCUGACGAAAUUACAAAACGGUCUGCGAGCUGUACUAAAACUAAGAGAAGAAAAGAAGGAAUCCAUACGUACCCAACAAUUCGAUGGCAGAUUUUGAUAUUUUAUAAAAGGUUAGGAUGUUCUUUCUGCCUGCUUUCAGUCGGAGUUCAGACCUUCCGGGUCGCCUACUGUUCACUUCUGGGUGCUGCAGGCGAACAGCGUAUAUCAUGAGAGUGUUCUGUAAAUAUCAAGCGAAAUACUAAAAAUAAUACAAGCUAGACAGUUGGAAAUGUGAAGCUGUAGGUUACAGGCAACACCAAAUGCACAAAAUCAGACUGUUGUCAGACAUAUCAAUGUAGUCGUUUUGGUGUUAGUCGGGUACCGCUGCAGUGACUGUGCAGGCGUAAAAAACAAUGCAUAAAGGCAAUAAAUGUUUCGCCUAUUGCUCAUGGCAUCAGUGCACCACCUUUUCACAGCAUUCAUCUGAAAAUGUGGCAUGUUUCUUAAAUACUUUGGUACAGAUGGCAUUCCUCGGUACUCCUGUGUUCUGUGGGUAGACUAGCCAACUUCGCUUUCAUCGCGUACUAUUUGAUGGCACAUUACAAAAUAAGAGGUCGAUGUACAAUUUUUUAGCUAUUUGGGCUACUGUUGUUGAUUCACAAAUGGUUGUUGUCAAGUAAGAUAGAACCUUGUGUGUAUGGUCUCUCAUCAGUUAGUCUACAAUAGACCUGUUAGAGUUUGGACUGGAUAGUUAUAAUUUGUUCAAACACUUCAUUAGAACUACACAGGCUAAUCAAUCCAUUAGCACUCAAAACCACAUCUGGCCAGAACGGUCUGUGGUUCUGCGCUUCUCUGAGUGUGCCGCUAGAGGGCGGUCAUUGAAAGAGGAAACAUACUUUACACGUUGUUUCUCUUAAAGGGGCUUGCAGUGGAUUGCAUUUUGGUGUGAAAAUAUGAAAAUGCGUCUAGACCCCGUCUACAGUUUUUUUUAUGUUCAGCUAGGCAAGUCACAACAGCUGUCCUUGCUGUUCCUGUGAAGAUCAGGCAUAUUACCAGAAAAGCCAUGAAUAUACAGGAGUCAGGUGGUGAUGUGGCACUGGUGAUUAAUUGGCCACAGAACUGUAAUCUCUUCUUACUUUUAUUCAGUAUUUCAGUAUUUGUUCCUCUUUUCUUUUAGGCACAUGGACUAUAUCCCACUGGUGCCUUUUCAUAGGCUGUCAGUUAAUCUGAGGAUGUUGGUUUGACUUGACAUUUCUUUUCCAAACUUAAAAAAAACGGCAGAAAGAUUAGGCAGAAUGUUGCCUAUUACAUAAUUUCAACCAGUAUGUAUUGUGAUUUUUUUGUACAGCAAUGAGAAAGACCGCAGAGAAACUGAAAAAGCUCACUAUGUGGGCUGAUUCUUUUAUAAAACAAUUCUAUGGAUAUAUUUUUGUAAAAUAAAAAAUUCUAAAAGAUCUUCUGUGCAGUUUACUAUGAAAUUAGGGUAAAUUUGUUGCUGGUUUCGGGCCUUUUGAGGACAGUUUUACAACUUUCCCUUGGUAUGACAUCUCUGCCUCCUUUGGCAGGCAUAGAGAGAGGGACUAAAGGGUGAGUAAAACACAUGGUACUUGGCUAGUGAGUGAGUGACACUGGUACAAAGGAAGGGAGAGACAGAGAGAGAGAAAGAAAAGGAGAUAGACCUGUUGGGAUAAUGCAGACAUGAGGAUGGCCUCUCCAUGGAGAAAAAGCUGUUGGACCGGUUUGUGUGUGUGUGUGAUCUCUCAGCAAACACAGCAGGCACACCCUCCUGUCAGGCACGUGCUGACACACACACACACACACACGCAGGUGAGGUGAGAGUGUUUGGUUUGGACACGUCUCCCGAGUGGGAGGUUUUUGGGGGUGCUGGGGGAGGUGAGAUAAGGACUCAGAGGCAUUGAGCUAGAGCACCUAAAAGCAGAGCGCGCGCGUGGGACCUCAGGUGUAGUGAUGGCAGGACUGCUGGAGGCUGUCCUCACCAUGUGUGUGUGUAAAGUGGGCUUUAGCAUCCUCUGCCUCCCCAUGGUCCGUGGACCCCUCAGCUCCGUCGGGCUGUGCUGCGGCUGUCUCCUGCUCUUCACCGACCUCGCUAUCACGGUGUUCCUGGCUUUCCUUUGGCUGUCUGGCUCCUGGCUAGUGCCUUUUACCGUCUCCACCGACAGCAUCGCCCAUCGCUUCCUCCUCUUCCUCACUCACACCUACGGGGGUGUGAUGCUGCUCAUCAUCCCUCUGGUUGCCGUGGAGAUGGCAUUCCAUCUCCACUGGCCCCAGCUCAGAGGGAUGGAGGGAGAGUGUGGAGGGAAGGGUUUCCAGACGAAGGGAGAAGAGGGCAGUGCCAGGGCCGAGCCUAAGAGAGCGGAGCGGCAGAACCGGACCGCUUCCUCUGCGGGCGCUCUGGCCCACGUCGCCUGUGUCCUGAGCUGCCUGUUGGCGUGGUGCAUCUCUGGGCUCCGUGCUGAACGCCACUGGGACCUGGGCGUUGAGCUCUGCCUGGAGGGAGACACCGGCGGCAGUGGUGGUUCCCUCUGGCGUUGUCUCCCCAGCCUGCUCUCUGCCGCCUGGCCAGACUUCAGCGAGCCCUACUGGGGACUCCCUGCUGCCGCCGUCCUUCUGGGGCUCUGCGGGAGCCUGCGUCUCAUCAGUCUCAGGCCCACCGGUGACCACGUUUGCCCAGAGAAGGCUGAACGUUCAUCGGAGGGGAAGGAGAGAAAGCGGUCAAGCACGGAGCUUGGCCGAGUGCAAACGCGAGCGACCGAUGUGCGCCCAGAGAGCGCAAAACUUUCUUCGGAGAAGGAGAGGGAGAGGGAGCACAGCUCGGACGUGGAUAACCGAGGUAAAAUGCAAACAAGACCUGUGCUCUGUGCACUCGCUAAUCCCACAGGUGGCGUCUCGACACAAACCCUUACUGUUGACACGGGAACAACAUCCGGCAGGUGCUGUGUUCUCAGUACAGUCGCGCCUCAAGGCAGCGAGCAACCCCGACCACCCCCUCCUCAUGGGAAGAACUGCCCUUCAUCUCAGCGCUUUGCGCUGCCUGGCAGGUGCGGGCCCCCGACCGAAACCGAGACGGUGGCUAGGCAAAUCCAGAACAAACAAUCUCUAGUGCUUGCACAGCCACUGCGACAAAACAUGCCGGAGAUGUGCUUUGCGUGUACAACAACACAGUCAGAGAGCAGCGGGAGCCAGACAGACCCACAGCAGCUGUGUUACCAGCCCUGCCGCCAGAGCUGGGAUUUUCCAGGGGGAUCCCCCAGCCCGAGGGGCCUGCUGAUAGUGGGCCUUGUGUGGGGGGUCUUUAUCUGCCUCUUCCCUGUGCCUCUGGGCUUCAGCGUCCUGCUCAUCCGCCACACAGAGACCCUGGUUUUGUUUGGGCUGAAAGUCCUCACACAGUCACCGUCACACAACAAACACACAGAGUCAACGUGACGAAUAGAUAAAGGACAGAGUGUACGGGGUCAUGAGUGUGUGUGUGUGUGUGUGUGUGUGUGUGUGUGUGUGUUGAUGUCAGAGAGUAGUGUGUAUGUGCUUGUGCAUUUAUAUAAAA